Messenger RNA from Annulohypoxylon truncatum, 1120 nucleotides. RefSeq lists its product as uncharacterized. The transcript has 4 exons. Lineage: Eukaryota; Fungi; Ascomycota; Sordariomycetes; Xylariales; Hypoxylaceae. The record is from RefSeq and is a predicted model, not a curated record. The coding region runs from base 369 to 956 and encodes 195 amino acids.
UUAAUUCGCGAUAUUUUCCUUUACCGGGUCGGUGAAUUGGGGUGUCUGUGGACCUUCUCCCGCUAUCUGUCCUCUAGUGCUAAAAGCUCAGUAUUUUUUCGGGUUUGUUUAUUGUACUGGCUGCGAAAUACCGAUUUAGGAACAAUAAAGUAAGCCGAUGGGGUAGUACAUACUCAUUGAUGCAGUCAACGGACAACAACAACACUUACGGCAGCGGAAGCUAGCUUUGCCGGAAGCUCACACGCUUCUCCCCAUAGUCCUAGAAAUAUUCUGCUAUCUCUAUUGAUGAUGUCAAUGUGCGUAUAUGCAACAAUCUUUGACUUAUGUCGAUUGUCGUACUCGGUUGGCCUCGGUCAUAUUCGAUCUGAAUGUUGUCCGCUACUUUGAUAAUCAUGAUAGGUCUUGUAGAAAGAGUUCGUGCGUCCAACUCAGUCGCUUGGCAGUAUGGUACUGCUAGUUGUCGACCACGAAUCUCGAGCCAUAUUUUACCAGGUCGUUAUGGGCACUUUGCCGGCGGGGUGCCCAUCAUUGAUAUUUACGCCGCAUGCCGCCAGAAACGACUAUCUUACCAAGCUAGAGAGCAAUUCGCCUUCGGCGGGUUUAAUGAAAAAAAAAAGACUCCGGUACAGAACGGAUACACGAGAGUAUGUGGGGCCCGAGGACCAUUGAGGAAUAGAGAAAGGCAACAUGAUCAGGACCCUCAUGUUCCGAGGUCCCGAAAAAGUUAUAUGAUGGGACCUACGAGUCGAAGAUACGCUCCAUGGUCCCUCCCAAAUGAGAGCUCGUUACGAUGCUCAAGGGCGCACACUAUUGGUCUUGUGUCUCCCAAGGUAACGGUAGAGCAUUUCUGCAAGGCGGUCCUUCUCACGGUGAGACUCUGUGACUUCGUACGAGGCGAGAAAUCCAAGUAUGUCCGCCGGUUUCUUAUGGGAAAGAAAGGCGGGCAACAGAAUUAAGGCGGCAGUGGGUGUGUUACUUUGUGUUGUGAGGUCGGCGAGCAUUAGAGUCAAAACGAGUGUGUUUGGGUUUCCGACAGUUCGUGAAGACAAUGUCUUUGACAGACAAAUAGAAAGUCGGUGUGCAUAUGAUUUUUUGAACUCGGGAGCUCCAGGGGGGUUGA